Messenger RNA from Plasmodium gonderi, 534 nucleotides. RefSeq names its product variable surface protein. The record is from RefSeq and is a predicted model, not a curated record. The transcript has 2 exons. NCBI's taxonomy places the organism in Eukaryota, Apicomplexa, Aconoidasida, Haemosporida, Plasmodiidae. The coding region runs from base 1 to 534 and encodes 177 amino acids.
AUGAAAUCCGAGGACUAUAAUCAUAAUAGUGUUUUUUAUAUAUGCAAAAAUCAUGUUGUAGAUAUUAAUGAUAGCACAUAUAACAUAAUGAAAAAAUUAAAUUAUCUAUAUGAAACGCGCUUAUAUUUACAGCCGUAUAAUAAUGACUGUGAAAAUGGGGUUAAAUGUUAUGAAAAUUAUAUAGAACUUGUUUCAAUGAGUCAAGAACUUAAUAACAAAAGUUUUAAUGAUGUUCUAGGAAAUUAUAAAAAUCAAUAUAACACAAGCAUAAAAAAAUGGACUGACUGGACUGAAUACUCUGGAUUUCCAAAAAUCCUAUAUUCCUCUUAUGGAACACACAUGCAUAAGCUUUCUUUUACUUCUUUAAUUUCAGUAUAUACAUUGAGUUUCAUACGUAAAAUCAACUUCAAGGAGGAUAAAGAGAAUGAGGUAAAAAAAAAAAAUAAAGCAAAAACAUUAAAUAAUUUGUUUGAUACAGAACAAAUAAAUUUAUGUGAUAUAUAUCACGAAGUAUUAUAUAACACUCUAAUAUAA